This is a messenger RNA of Homo sapiens (human), 6355 nucleotides long. It is a transcript of the gene PARP15, whose product is annotated as poly(ADP-ribose) polymerase family member 15. Gene Ontology annotation, molecular function: NAD+ binding; NAD+-protein mono-ADP-ribosyltransferase activity; NAD+-protein-glutamate ADP-ribosyltransferase activity. The transcript has 9 exons. The coding region runs from base 2131 to 3408 and encodes 425 amino acids. The record is from RefSeq and is a predicted model, not a curated record. Gene Ontology annotation, cellular component: nucleus. NCBI's taxonomy places the organism in Eukaryota, Metazoa, Chordata, Mammalia, Primates, Hominidae. Gene Ontology annotation, biological process: protein poly-ADP-ribosylation.
UUCGAAUACAGUAGCAGCACAAGGCCGAUAACUAGCCCUUUACAAGAAGUCCACUUUCUGGUAUAUACAAAUGACGAUGAAGGCUGUCAGGUAUGGUUACAUAUCCCAUCUGGUUAAUUCUGGCAAGUGAACCCAAGCGCAUUCAGAUGUUUUUAUAGAUCUAGGAAUAACCGUGUUUUCUAAUCCUGUGCCUAUAAGUGAUGGUUGCUAAUGGGAGGUUGUCAUAUGACUUAACUAUGAGCCAACACUGAUAACUCAUGUUCCUAGACAGUUCAUCAAGAGACAAGCUAAUCUGUAAUAAAUACAUUCUUAGAAAGAAGUGGAAAGUUAUUGGCAUAAAAAUGGCCUAGACAUUUUAACACUGACUACAUGAAAGCUAAGUCAUGGCUUUAUCUAUGGGGAAAGGGCAGAAUGAGAGAAGCCUCAAGGAUUUAGUUAUUUGGAUAGCAUAGACCAGUCUACACAAGUCUGUGAGUGUCUACAAACUAGAAAUAGCAGCACCAUAUUCAGCAGUGGAGAAGCAGUCAAGGCACACUAACUAAGUAGUUCCCACUGACAUUAGAAGAAUGGUAUACUUAGGUUUAAUCUCAGUUUUGCCAUUUAAAAGUUGGGUGACAUACCUCUCUGAAUCUCAGCUUUUUUUUUUUUUUUUUUUUUUUUUGAGACAGAGUCUCGUUCUGUUACCCAGGCUGGAGUGCAGUGGUGUGAUCUCGGCUCACUGCAGCGGCGUGAUCUCAGCUCAAUGCAGCCUCCGCCUCCUGGGCUCAAGCAAUCCUCCCAUCUUAGCCUCCCUAGUAGCUGGGAUUACAGGCAUGUGCUACCACGCUCGGCUAAUUUUUGUAUUAUUAGUAGAGAUGGGGUUUCUCCAUGUUGGCCAGGCUGGUCCUGACCUCAGGUGAUCCACCCACCUCAGCCUCCCAAAGUGCUGGGAUUACAGGCGUGAGCCACUGUGCCCAGCCUGAAUCUCAGUUUUAUCAAGUGUAAGAUGAGUGUGGUAAUAACACCUUUCGGAAUUGUUCUAACUAUUAAAACGGGUGUAUUUGAAGUGUUUUGCAUGAUAUCUAGCACAUAGAAAACCCCCAAAACUGGUAGUAGUCAUUACCCAACUUUAAGGACUGACAAGCAAUUGCUACAACUUACUAACAUCACCACUUAAACUGGAUCAAAGAUAAUUUUGUUUUUUAAGUUCUUAGUUAUACUUACCCAUUCUGGAUGGAAGUGUGGUCUUUCCAGAGAUGUUUCCCAGAGUUCCCCAGAAACACUCCAAAGUAUUGCAUGAUGUAGUUUGUAAGCAAAUUUAUCCAUAGGAAAUAAUAAUAAUAUUUUAAAAAACAACAUUUACCCCCAAAGGUUCUUAGUUUUUUUCCCCCGGUAAAUAUAAAAUAUCCAGAGACAUAUUUUUUUGCUCAAAGAUAAACUGGGGGAAAUUAUUAUUAGCAAACUGUUCGUGAUAUCUGUGUCCUUGUUGAGUUCACAAUAACAUCUGCCCUUUAUUGGGGUGACAUCUUCAGUAGCAAUCUGGAAAGUAACUGCCCCAAAUUUCAUUGUUAACCAAGAAUUAGAAACAUGGACUGGUGCAGUGGCUCACGCCUAUAAUCCCAGCACUUUGGGAGGCUGAGGCAGGGGGAUUGCUUGAGUCCAGGAGUUCAAAACCAGCCUGUGCCACAUGGCAAAACCUCAUCUCUACAAAAAAUACAAAAAAUUAGCCGGGCGUGGUGGUGUACAUCUGUAGUCCCAGCUACUUGGGAGGCUGAGGUGGGAGGAUCAGUUGAGUCCAGGGGGUUGAGGCUGCAGUGAGUCAAGAUCAUGCCACUGCACUCCAGCCUGGGCAACAGAAUGAGACUCUGUCUGCAAAAAAAAAAAAAAAAGAAAAGAAAAGAAAAGAAAGAAAGAAAGAGAAAAAGAAAAAGUAGAAACAGUCCCAAAGAUACCUGAAAAGAAAGAAAAUGGAUGAAGACAACCCAAGUGAAACUUUAUAACUCUACUCUGUCGCCCAUUGCUCAAUUUUAUCACUCACACGACCAAAAUGCCUUUUUGUUUUUUCCAUUUCUAAACAAAACUUCAAUGUCUGAGGUUUUCUAACGUGGAUUUUCGUGUUUUCAUUCAGGAGGCUUUGGCUGGACCUAAGAGAUGAAGCAUACUGCAUUUUUAGAUGAAUUCACUAACUGGUCAAGAAUAAAUCCCAACAAGGCCAGGAUUCCCAUGGCAGGAGAUACCCAAGGUGUGGUCGGGACUGUCUCUAAGCCUUGUUUCACAGCAUAUGAAAUGAAAAUCGGUGCAAUUACUUUUCAGGUUGCUACUGGAGAUAUAGCCACUGAACAGGUAGAUGUUAUUGUAAACUCAACAGCAAGGACAUUUAAUCGGAAAUCAGGUGUGUCAAGAGCUAUUUUAGAAGGUGCUGGACAAGCUGUGGAAAGUGAAUGUGCUGUACUAGCUGCACAGCCUCACAGAGAUUUUAUAAUUACACCAGGUGGAUGCUUAAAGUGCAAAAUAAUAAUUCAUGUUCCUGGGGGAAAAGAUGUCAGGAAAACGGUCACCAGUGUUCUAGAAGAGUGUGAACAGAGGAAGUACACAUCGGUUUCCCUUCCAGCCAUUGGAACAGGAAAUGCCGGAAAAAACCCUAUCACAGUUGCUGAUAACAUAAUCGAUGCUAUUGUAGACUUCUCAUCACAACAUUCCACCCCAUCAUUAAAAACAGUUAAAGUUGUCAUUUUUCAACCUGAGCUGCUAAAUAUAUUCUACGACAGCAUGAAAAAAAGAGACCUCUCUGCAUCACUGAACUUUCAGUCCACAUUCUCCAUGACUACAUGUAAUCUUCCUGAACACUGGACUGACAUGAAUCAUCAGCUGUUUUGCAUGGUCCAGCUAGAGCCAGGACAAUCAGAAUAUAAUACCAUAAAGGACAAGUUCACCCGAACUUGUUCUUCCUACGCAAUAGAGAAGAUUGAGAGGAUACAGAAUGCAUUUCUCUGGCAGAGCUACCAGGUAAAGAAAAGGCAAAUGGAUAUCAAGAAUGACCAUAAGAAUAAUGAGAGACUCCUCUUCCAUGGGACAGAUGCAGACUCAGUGCCAUAUGUCAAUCAGCACGGCUUUAAUAGAAGUUGUGCUGGGAAAAAUGCUGUAUCCUAUGGAAAAGGAACCUAUUUUGCUGUGGAUGCCAGUUAUUCUGCCAAGGACACCUACUCCAAGCCAGACAGCAAUGGGAGAAAGCACAUGUACGUUGUGCGAGUACUUACUGGAGUCUUCACAAAGGGACGUGCAGGAUUAGUCACCCCUCCACCCAAGAAUCCUCACAAUCCCACAGAUCUCUUUGACUCAGUGACAAACAAUACACGAUCUCCAAAGCUAUUUGUGGUAUUCUUUGAUAAUCAGGCUUACCCAGAAUAUCUCAUAACUUUCACGGCUUAAAAAUAUUUUUAUCAUCAAAGAGAUGAUUUAAGUCAUCUGUAAGAACAACAUGCAAUCUUUGUCUUUGCUUCUGGCCUGUGUAAGCAGAUGAAAGUUUCCCUUUUAGGUGCCAAAAUGCUGAAAAUUACCUUUUUAAAGUGCUCUAUUGCUGCGAUUUGUAGCAUACCUUUUUUUCUCAGCAAAUUGAUGGGUGGAAGCUGAGAAAUGUAUGGUAAAUGUCACAGAGCUACAACCAUUCACAGACACCAAAUCUCUAGGAGAAUAAAAAGCACAUUAUUCUUUUUCUAUCAGAAAAAAACAAGAUGCAUCACCUUAAAACCAAGAUGACAUUGUUCUUCUUGGAACAUGUUAAGACAUCGAAUGGUGGCGGGUUAAACUGUACUGCUUAAGUGGAGCGGCUACCGUUAUGCAUCUAUCACAGUUGGGGAUUUUGCCUUAUUAAGGAAAACUUGUCAAUAGUUCAGCUGAAAUGACUGAAUCACAGAAUAUUAACUCUGUUAUGGAACAAAUCAUAACAGAUUUUACCUGUUUACAUUUCAGGUAAAAAUGUAUCGCAUUGUUAUCUAAUAUUAAAAAAUUACCCCCAAUUUUAGUGACUUAAUCCCACACAGUCUUUAUGGGUCAGGAAUUCAGGCAUGGCUUACCUGGAUCAUUCUGCUAGGGUCUCUCUGAAGUUACAGACAAGAUGUCAGGGGAUGUGGUCGUUUGAAGGCUUGUCUGGGCUGGAGGUCUAUUUCCAAGGUGAAUCACUCACAUACCUGGCACGUUUCUGUCAGGUAUUGGCAGUCCUCAGUUCCUCUCCUCUCAGGCCUCUCCACAGGCUGCUUGAGUGUCCUCAUGACACAACAGUUGGCUUACUCCAGAGUGAGCAACUCAAGAGAGAGCAAGGCAGAAGCUACCAAAUCUUUAUGUUUGAAGUCAUGCACCAUCUUUUCCACGAGUAUCCUGUUGAUUAUUUUGAUCAGCUUGUUCAGUCUGGGAGGGAAUUGCACAAGGGCAUGAAUACUCCACUGGCAAGGAUCAUUGGGGGCCAUCUUGGAAGCUGUGUGAAUGAGCAAAUGAAUGCACAGAUAGAAUAUUAGCAGUGACAAUGAUGCUAGAGGUCACCUACCCCACUGUCCUCUUGUCCUUCUCCCCCAACCCUCCCCUGCUCCCAGGCAAGAAGCCCUCUAGCCUCUGCUUGAUCACUUUCAGCACUCAACAUCUUCAGGGAACCUAUUCCGCCGUGGGACAGUGUUAAUUAGUGGAAAACUCUUUUUCAAAAGUUGAAAUCAGUUCCUCUGUGUCUAUUACCUGCUGAUCACUGUCCAGACUUCUGGAGGACACAGAGCAAGUUUUAUUCCUCUUACUGAUGGUAGCCUUUCAGAUCCAUCCCUUCCCUCCAGUAUAUUAGAGUUACGUAAAUUCUUAAAAUGCUUAGCAGCUCAUUUAUCCUGAAGCAUCACUUUUGAAGAGUUACAGACAUUUAAGAAGUAUUUACAUUAUCAUAAAUAAAUUACAUGCGCAUUUAAAGAGAACAGAAAAGUAUAAAGAAAAAUAACUCACCAAACUCACUCAUAAUUCCAGCACUAAGGGAAAACCACUGCCAAUUUCUCAUGUCUCCCUUCCAGUUUCUUCUCUGUCCAAAUUCAACAAAGUCAAAAUCACAUUUUGUUCUGUCACAAAUCAUAUAAUAUUAUUUCUACCAUUUUUCUUUUUUUAAUCUUUUUUUAUUAUACUUUAAGUUUUAGGGUACAUGUGCACAAUGUGCAGUUUAGUUACAUAUGUAAACAUGUGCCAUGUUGGUGUGCUGCACCCAGUAACUCAUCAUUUAGCAUUAGGUAUAUCUCCAAAUGCUAUCCCUCUCCCCUCUCCCCACCCCACAACAGGCCCCGGUGUGUGAUGUUCCCCUUCCUGUGUCCAUGUGUUCUCAUUGUUCAAUUCCCACCUGUGAGUGAGAACAUGUGGUGUUUGGUUUUUUGUCCUUGCGAUAGUUUGCUGAGAAUGAUGGUUUCCAGCUUCAUCCAUGUCCCUACAAAGGACAUGAACUCAUCAUUUUUUAUGGCUGCAUAGUAUUCCAUGGUGUAUAUGUGCCACAUUUUCUUAAUCCAGUCUAUCAUUGUUGGACAUUUGGGUUGGUUCCAAGUCUUUGCUAUUGUGAAUAGUGCCGCAAUAAACAUACGUGUGCAUGUGUCUUUACAGCAGCAUGAUUUAUAAUCCUUUGGGUAUAUACCCAGUAAUGGGAUUGCUGGGUCAAAUGGUAUUUCUAGUUCUAGAUCCCCGAGGAAUCGCCACACUGACUUCCACAAUGGUUGAACUAGUUUACAGUCCCACCAACAGUGUAAAAGUGUUCCUAUUUCUCCACAUCCUCUCCAGCACCUGUUGCUUCCUAACUUUUUAAUGAUUGCCAUUCUAACGGGUGUGGGAUGGUAUCUCAUUGUUGUUUUGAUUUGCAUUUCUCUGAUGGCCAGUGAUGAUGAGCAUUUUUUCAUGUGUUUUUUGGCUGCAUAAAUGUCUUCUUUUGAGAAGUGUCCGUUCAUAUCCUUUGCCCACUUUUUGAUGGGGUUCUUUGUUUUUUUCUUGUAUAUUUGUUUGAGUUCAUUGUAGAUUCUGGAUAUUAGCCCUUUGUCAGAUGAGUAGAUUGCAAAAAUUUUCUCCCAUUCUGUAGGUUGCCUGUUCACUCUGAUGGUAGUUUCUUUUGUUGUACAGAAGCUCUUUAGUUUAAUUAGAUCCCAUAUUUCUACCAUUUUUCAUUAAACAUUACAAGUUGUUCUCUUGUGUUCUUAUUUUUUCUGUAAACAUAAUUUUAAUGGCAGAGAUAUUCUGCUUUAUAUCUUUCCCUAUUUUAUGUAUAUAGAAUUAUAAAGUUUUUAAAAAUGUAAUCAUCAUUAUUUAUAGUUUAAUAAUCAGUUUCAUCUUGCAGUGUAUCAUUUUCCUCGUCAUUAAAUAUUUUACGUAUCAUUUUUAA